Messenger RNA from Chrysemys picta bellii (western painted turtle), 1472 nucleotides. RefSeq names its product sterile alpha motif domain-containing protein 12-like. Gene Ontology annotation, molecular function: protein binding. Gene Ontology annotation, biological process: cell surface receptor protein tyrosine kinase signaling pathway. Gene Ontology annotation, cellular component: cytoplasmic side of plasma membrane. The record is from RefSeq and is a predicted model, not a curated record. NCBI's taxonomy places the organism in Eukaryota, Metazoa, Chordata, Testudines, Emydidae.
GCCCGCCCCCAGCGCAGGAGCCCCUGGCCCAGCUGGGCGUCCUGUCUGGGCCUGCCGGGGUGGGGCGGUGACGAGCCAGGGAGCUGAUGUCAUUUCCAGGUGUGUUCAGACGCUGCACAGGGCCCAGGAGAGCUGGGGCAUGGGGGCCUCUCCCGGGGCAGAGCCUAGGCGGGGCAGAGCCCAGGUGGUGCCCAGCCCCUGAGCAAAGUGCGGCCAGCCGGCCGGGGCAGCCCACCCUUGGGGCGUGCACCUCGGGGGCUCCCUCACUCCCUGCUGCCGGAGAGGCCCCCGCCUGCAAACCGGACAGGUCUGGCCAGCAGUGGCCCCGUCCCCGCUGCCCCACAUGGAGAGCUGGGCCCACAAUGGCACAGAGGCGCGGCCCGUGGGUUCCCCGUUCACUGAGACCGACUCAGAGGGGCCCCUGGGCCACGGGCUGGCCGGGGGCAGGAAGCCGGUGGCCCAGUGGACGGUGUCCGAGGUGUGCGCCUGGCUGAGCAGCAGGGCGUUGGGGGCACAGGGCCCACUGGUGCAGGCGGCACGGAGCCACGCCAUCUCCGGGAGGGCGCUGCUGAGGCUGACGGAGGGGACGCUGCAGAGGAUGGGAGUGGCGCCCGGGAGCCAGCGCCGGCAGCUCCUGCAGGAGGUGCUGCACCUGCGCUUACAGCAAGAGGUGCAGGAGCUCCUGGACAUCGCUGAUGAGUGACGAGCCGAGCCUGCGGCCCCAUGGGCACAGGAGCCAGGCCCCGGCGGAGCAGGACUGGAGCAGCGGCUGGGUGCGUGGCCUGGCACUUCCCCGGCAUGUGGGGCUCGGCAGGGCUGCGGAAGGACCAUGAGGCAGCUGGGAUCAGAGCACAGGCUGAUGCCCGUUACCCAUGGCAGGAGCACUGGAGGGGACUCGGAAACCCCCUACAUUAGGUGCCCUUUGCUCUCCGGCCAGACACGCUCCAGGACUGCAGAGAACGACACAGCGUCAAGGCAUGCUGAGAGCUGCAGCCUCUCCAGGGGCAAGUGGGAUCCCACCGCUGGCAGCAACGCUGCUCAGGCCCAUGGGAUUGGCCUCAGCGUGCUUGGGGGAGGAGACCCCGCUGGAUGCUGGAUAGCAGCUUCCCAUGCUCGUUACUCCAUGGUGCGUCUGGCUGUGCCCAGGGCCCCAAGAGAAGUGGCCGUGGGCAGCGGGUGGGGUUCAGAGAGGCUGUGUUCAUUCAGGGCUCGCCCCUCCACACCCUCCCGAUAGGACGGAGCAGGUUCAAGGGGCUCAUGCAACUUCACUCGAUUUAUUCCAUCUGAAAGCCCCUGGCAACCCCUUCCCUGAGACGUGAGUCAGGAGACCAGGCAUGCUUGCUGCACCGGCCAGCCCUGCUAUGUGACCCUACCAUAACAAACCACUGUGCCCUCUGCAGCCCUGCUGGGUGACCCUACAAUAACAAACCACUGUGCCCUCUGCAGCCCUGCUGGGUGACCCUACAAUAACA